UGUGAAGAUGAUAAAGUAGAGAGAAGAAGAUAAGUGGACGGUGAAGUUAACAAGCGUGAGCUAAGUGGGGUCAGGAGGGACACUGACAUACAACCCUCGUUGCGGUGCUUCCUUCACUUUUCUUCAUUUUUCCCAAACCCCAAUUCAAUUUUUUUUCUUUUCUAUUCUAAUAUCACCGCAUUCAUAUACCGUUAAACUACUCUUUACUUCAUUCUAGUUACUAGUUAGUUACCCAAUCAAUCAACUCUUUCAUAAUCAUUUGUUAAACAAAGCCAUUUUGAAAGAUUAAAGCAGCAACAUAAUUGAUCUUCGGUAACAUAGCAUCCCAAAUGUUGAAUGUUUUUAGGGUUUAUCAGUGCUUCCUCGCCUUCGUCCUCCUCAUCUCCAUCUUCACAUCUGUUUUUCAAGGUCGUUCAUGAUUUAAUUUCAGUUCAGACUUAGGCAGCUGCUAUAAUAAUAAUAAUAAUAUUAAUAAGAGAGAAAAAGAUGGCAGCUGAGCUAGUCAAUGCUGCAACAAGUGAGAAACUGGCUGAAAUUGAUUGGAUGAAAAAUAUUGAAAUCUCUGAAUUAGUUGCUCGUGAUCAAAGGAAAGCCAAAGAUGUUGUUAAAGCUAUAAAAAAGAGACUGGGUAACAAGAACCCCAAUACUCAACUUUAUGCUGUCAUGUUGCUUGAAAUGUUGAUGAACAACAUAGGAGAUCAUAUUCAUCAGCAGGUGAUUGAUGCAGAAAUAAUUCCUAUUCUUGUGAAAAUUGUAAAGAAAAAGUCAGAUUUGCCUGUCAGGGAGCGAAUAUUUCUCCUACUAGAUGCAACACAAACAUCCCUUGGUGGGGCUUCUGGAAAGUUUCCACAGUAUUAUAAGGCAUAUUAUGAUUUGGUGAGUGCUGGUGUGCAAUUUCCUCAAAGAGCUCAAGUUGUCCAAGUAAGUCAACCUAGUUCACAACCAAAUAGGACUAAUACUUUACCAAAAAGGGAUCAGGAUCCGCCCCCAUAUAGACAUGCAGAGGUUGCUCAGAAAGCAGAAUCCAACACCGUUCCUGAAUCUAGGUGAUUUGCAUUUCAGUUUUAGUAAAAUUUGUUGUAGACUGGGUCUUUCAAAACCCUUUUAGUGGAAGUGCAUGAUUUGAGGAAUA
Molecule: messenger RNA, 1132 nt
Organism: Cicer arietinum (chickpea)
Lineage: Eukaryota; Viridiplantae; Streptophyta; Magnoliopsida; Fabales; Fabaceae
Product: TOM1-like protein 5
Biological process (GO): protein transport to vacuole involved in ubiquitin-dependent protein catabolic process via the multivesicular body sorting pathway
Molecular function (GO): phosphatidylinositol binding; ubiquitin binding
Source: RefSeq, a predicted model, not a curated record